UCUCUCUCUCUCUCUCUCUCUCUCUCUCUCUCUCUCUCUCUCUCUCAUAUAUUCUAACCAUGCAAGCCUCUCUUCAUCACUUCUCCAUAAGCGCUUCAUCCCUAACCUCAGACCCUAAAAUUAAAAUUCAAAAACCACAUGUCACUUGCAAAAUCCUCAUUAACCCUUCCAAGAAAAUAUCUCCUCGCAAGCAGGUGCCGCUCUCACCACCACCCUUACCUGAACCAGCGGUACCCUCAUUGUUUCGACAUGAACCUGCUGAACCCAUGCUCAUACCACCACAAAAGACGACCUACCCAAUUGAUUUAAACCCAUUCCAAAAGCUUGCAGCCUCAGCUUUGGACAUAAUAGAGGCUUCACUUCUUGUACCACUGGAGAGAAAUCAUGUGCUGCCUAAAACCGUUGACCCCGCAAUUCAAAUAUCAGGUAAUUUCGCGCCGGUUCAAGAGUGUCCGGUUCGUCAUGGCCUGAAGGUUGUUGGCCAGAUUCCAGACACCUUACGUGGCGUUUACUUGCGCAACGGCGCUAAUCCUGUGCAUGCGCCCACUGGUGGACACCACUUGUUUGAUGGUGAUGGCAUGAUUCAUGCCGUUACCUUGGGAAAUGGAAACCGAGCCAGCUAUAGCUGCAGGUACACACGUACUAGCCGGCUCGAGCAAGAAGCCGCAUUGGGGAGGAGCCUUUUUCCUAAGCCAAUAGGUGAGUUGCAUGGACACUUGGGCUUGGCUCGGCUGAUGAUGUUUAUGGCUCGAGCUGGUAUCGGCUUCAUUGAUGGAUCACGAGGCACUGGCGUGGCAAAUGCUGGGUUGGUUUAUUUCAACGGUCGAUUAUUGGCCCUGUCGGAGGAUGAUCUUCCUUACCAUGUAAAGAUCAGGAGCGGUGGCGAUCUAGAAACGAUCGGACGGUUCAGUUUUCGUGAUCAACUUGAUUGUCCUUUGAUUGCACACCCUAAAGUGGACCCCAUAACCGGUGAGUUGCAUGCACUGAGUUACAACGUAAUAAAGAAACCGUACUUAAAAUACUUCAAGUUUGACAGGUGCGGGAAAAAGUCACGUGACCUGAACAUUGACUUAGAUCAGCCAACAAUGAUCCACGACUUCGCCAUCACACGAAAUUUUGUAGUAAUCCCUGAUCAUCAAGUGGUUUUCAAGUUAUCCGAAAUGAUUCGUGGCGGUUCACCCGUAAUAUAUGACCGAAACAAGACUUCAAGGUUCGGAAUUUUGUCAAAAAAUGACGAAAACGAAUCAAGAAUCCGAUGGGUUGAUGUGCCAAAUUGUUUUUGCUUCCAUUUGUGGAAUGCAUGGGAAGAAGUUGGCAGCAAUGGUGACAAAAUUAUCGUGGUUAUCGGGUCUUGCAUGAACCCUCCGGACUCCAUCUUCAACGCAUCCGAAAUUCCAAUUCAAAGUGAAUUAUCCGAAAUUCGGUUGAAUUUGAAUACUGGAGAGUCGAUCCGGAGUGCUAUAGUGUCGGGAAUGAAUUUGGAAGCAGGCCAAGUAAACCGAAAACUUCUGGGUGAGAAAACCCGGUUCGUUUACUUGGCAAUAGCAGAGCCAUGGCCCAAGUGUUGUGGCAUUGCUAGGGUUGAUCUGCAGAGUCGAGAAGUGAGCAAAUUUAUGUAUGGUGAAGGAAGGUUUGGUGGUGAGCCAUUUUUGGUGGCGAAAAAUGGGCGAGUUGAUGAAAUUGGCAAGGAAGAUGAGGGGCACGUAAUGGGUUUUGUGAGGGACGAGAUGAAAGAAAGGUCUGAGUUGGUGAUAGUAAAUGCAUCAAGCAUGGAGCAAGUAGCUUCUGUGAGGUUGCCCACUAGAGUGCCUUAUGGGUUUCAUGGCACUUUUGUUAGUGAAGAUGAAUUAAGAGGACAAGCUUAGCUAGCUUUAAUGAAGAAUUAUUAUCUGCUAUUUCUACACAUGAUCAAUAGAUUAAUAAGCCUAGAUUGUAGUUUUGUAUAUAGGUUUCAAAAUAAAAUGAAUGAAAAAGCAUGUUCAUGUACAAGAGAUAUAUGUAAUUUUCAUUUAUCUA
Hevea brasiliensis (rubber tree) is the source of this 2016-nucleotide messenger RNA. Its product is annotated as 9-cis-epoxycarotenoid dioxygenase NCED6, chloroplastic. Gene Ontology annotation, biological process: carotene catabolic process. Bases 60 to 1865 code for a protein of 601 amino acids. Gene Ontology annotation, molecular function: carotenoid dioxygenase activity. The record is from RefSeq and is a predicted model, not a curated record. NCBI's taxonomy places the organism in Eukaryota, Viridiplantae, Streptophyta, Magnoliopsida, Malpighiales, Euphorbiaceae. Gene Ontology annotation, cellular component: chloroplast stroma. The transcript has a single exon.